Mycotypha africana is the source of this 1116-nucleotide messenger RNA. RefSeq names its product CTLH/CRA C-terminal to lish motif domain-containing protein. Gene Ontology annotation, biological process: proteasome-mediated ubiquitin-dependent protein catabolic process. Gene Ontology annotation, cellular component: GID complex; cytoplasm; nucleus. Bases 1 to 1116 code for a protein of 371 amino acids. The transcript has 6 exons. Gene Ontology annotation, molecular function: protein binding; ubiquitin protein ligase activity. Lineage: Eukaryota; Fungi; Mucoromycota; Mucoromycetes; Mucorales; Mycotyphaceae. The record is from RefSeq and is a predicted model, not a curated record.
AUGAACACCAUUAAAGCAGACCAAAUAAUUGAGCUGGAACCCUCUUUCAUCAAGGUACCAUACGAACAAAUACGUAAAUCAUUUCGUUCCCAGUACAAACACAUCGAGAAAGAUACAGUUUAUAUGCAAGAGAAAAUAGAAAGUAGCAUAAGGAAUAGUGAGCUGUCUGUCGAAAAGGGGAUAGAGACACUUGCUGAUAUAAGAAAGCAUGUAGACAAAUUAUCACGGAGAUUACAAAAAUUUAAAGAAUUGGAUGCAGUGCAAAUAAACAAGAUAGAAAAGCGAAUUAAGAAUUUAUUGGAAAUUGAAGAAGUGACUAGCCCUACUGCACCAGAAUUUACAGCGUGGUGUAAAACUCGAUUGCAUAGAGUGAUAGUGGAUUACUUACUCAGAGAAGGGCUAACAGGGACUGCACAGAGAGUAGCAAAAGAAAGCCACAUUGAGGAUAUGGUUGAUAUAGACUUAUUUACUCAAGCAGAAAAGAUUGAGCAGGCCUUAAGAAACCACAGCUGUAAGGAAUGUCUUGCAUGGUGCACAGAAAAUAAAUCUAACUUAAGGAAAAUGAGGAGCACUUUAGAAUUCAAUUUACGACUGCAGGAACAUAUUGAAUUAGCUAGAGGAAAUAAAGGUUUAGAAGCAAUUACUUACGCUCAGAAGUAUUUGACACCAUGGAACGCAACUGAGCAUAAAAGAAUUGGUCAAGCGAUGGGGUUGUUGGCCUACAGCAGUGAUACUCAGUGUCAGCCAUAUAAGGAUCUUUAUGAUCAUGCUAGAUGGCAAGAAUUGAUUGACCAGUUCCGAACAGAUAAUUUUGCCUUAUGCUCGCUUACAUCACAUCCACUUUUAUCAAUCACUUUACAAGCCGGUCUAUCAGCACUCAAAACCCCUCAAUGUUACGUGCCAGAAGACCAAAAUGUCAACUGUCCUAUAUGUGAUAAUCAAACACUAGGAAAUUUGGCUGAAAAGCUUCCAUUGAGCCACCAUGUAAAUUCAACCAUUGUAUGUCGAAUCAGCGGUAAAAUCAUGAACGAAGACAAUCCACCGAUGCUUUUACCCAAUGGCAGAGUUUACAGUCUCCAUGUAAGUGUGUGUAAGUCUAAUAGAAGUGGAGUUUAA